Molecule: messenger RNA, 1074 nt
Organism: Dermacentor silvarum
Lineage: Eukaryota; Metazoa; Arthropoda; Arachnida; Ixodida; Ixodidae
Product: high-affinity choline transporter 1-like
Exons: 7
Coding region: 1-1074 (357 amino acids)
Biological process (GO): acetylcholine biosynthetic process; choline transport; transmembrane transport
Cellular component (GO): plasma membrane
Molecular function (GO): choline:sodium symporter activity
Source: RefSeq, a predicted model, not a curated record
AUGCACAUUCUCGACAUCUUGGCCCUGUGUAGCACGGCCGACCCGAACAUGUCGGAGGACGAUAAGGUUAAUCACGUCCUCAAAGGCAUUGCUGACGACACCUUCAAGUUGCUGGGGUUUACCAACGUCACCAGCAUCGAUACGAUCCUCACGGAGUGUCGCCGUCUCGAGCAUGUUAAAAGCCCGCCGGGAUCGACCGUGCAGGUUAUCGUGCAACUUGAUGCGGGCAUGGCCAUCAUCAUUUCCGCGGCCGUUACUUUCUUCUAUACAGCUCUUGGCGGCCUCUACUCGGUUACGCACACGGACUCUUUUCAGGCUGGCUGCAUCUGUCUUGGCUUGUGGGCCUGCGUGCCAUUUUGUCUGCGGAGCAGAGCAGUGGGACAGGUUCCGCCACCGGACAGCGACUGGACGGGCCAGAUAGACUUCGGGGACACCGGACGGAUAUUCGACGAAUUCGCCACCACAGCACUUGGUGGGAUUCCAUGGCAGGUUUAUUUCCAGCGGACGCUGGCGUGCGGAAGCAUGUUUGACGCGAAGCUGAUGUCCUACACAGCCGCGUUCGGCUGCAUCUUCCUGGCGAUUCCACCUGUGAUCAUAGGCGCGGCAGCGAAGACAUCUAAUUUCACCGCACUGGGCUACGUGGGGUCUUACAGACUUGCAGAAAACGACAUCAGUGCGGUUCUCCCUUUCGCAAUGCGCUUCCUGACGCCAUCAUUUGCAUCGAUACUGGGGCUGGGCGCCAUCACAUCUGCCGUAAUGUCAUCUGCCGACUCGUCUGUGCUCAGCGCCUCGUCGCUCAUCACCAAAAAUUUUUACUACGCAAUUCUCAGGCCAAGAGCGAGCGUAGGAGAGAUAUCAACGGUGGCGCGCGCCAUCGUGUGCCUGGUGGGCGCGGCAACUACUACGAUGGCGCUUAGCGUGCAGUCUGUGUACACCUUGUGGAGUCUUAGCGCAGACGUGGUGUACGUCAUGCUGUUCCCGCAGCUCUUAUGCCUCUUCUAUCUGGACCACAUGACCAACACCUAUGGAUUAAUAUGUGUGCUCUUCUCCAACACAAAUGACAGUGGCAUUUAA